AUGCAUCUACCUCUGUAUUUGUCGAUUUUGCUUACUGCUUCUGCAGUCCAUGUGCCUCUACAGCCACGCGUGAAUGCGUGCGACGCAGCGAUCCAGGACAAUGAGGGAGAUGAACUGACCGCACCUACUUCCGAUAGGACCGCAGGCAUUGGCGCCGAAUUCGAGUCUCCUUUUUUCUAUCUUAUGAACGCUGCUUGUAACACGAUUGGCCGUUCGGGGAAACUCCACGCAGAGUACAUUUUGAAUGGCCAGAACAUCAAAGUCGGGACUGGAGAUGCUACUAGGGCAGGUGCAGCAGCAGCUGCGGACCUUAUUGCUUGGCAGCCCUGGAACGGGGCCGACACAGACAAUAUAGACGUUGCGAAUAGCAAAUGCAACCCGUGGAGUAUCGGUAGCCCAUCUAAAGGUACAAAACCAGAAGACGUGGAGUGGGAUGCACAGAUCACCGCACCAAUGCCCCUCGAAGCGCUGUAUAGUCUUAUGAAAGAAGACCUAGCAGAUAUACUCCCCCCAGAGCGGAACAUUCUUGCCGGUUCCGAAACCGCCAGAGCAGGGAACCCUGAUGCCGGUAAUCUUUUUGUCGUAACAGACCAAUAUUUUCAGUCCAACACAAAUGGUAUCAACCAGUCCAAAGUCAGCGACGACGUCCUCGGCUUUUGUUCCUUGGUAUUAUCCUAUGCCAAAGGCGCACAUUACCCCCUGGGACGGGAUCAAAGCCCUAAGCUGAUGUUACCCUUUAUGCCUCGAACCGAGUUUAACACCAUAUUUCAACAAGUCAAAUCGAAGAUUCCGGGCGACCUCUUCACCCUUUUCAAUUCUCUUGCAUGUUACAAGACAGAAGAUGGCAAUGUUAAGAUUGACGGUAUCUACUGCUCUGGGUCUUUAGCAAAGCCAGUCUCUAACAAUAAUUUCGGUAGAUUGACAUUCAAAAAUUCCGCUGCUAGCGUGAACAUUAAAACCUGGAUUCAAGGCAUCGGCUCCGGAACUGGCGCUAAAGACGCACUUUCAGUAUUUGAUGAAAGCAUCGAUGGUUCUAUUGGAGGCCUUAAAACAGCAACGGAGAAAAUGUACAACUCACAGCGCUCUGUGCCCUUGUUCGAAUUUAGAGAUCUAAUUGACACCCAUUCGACGACAGAAUUCGAAAUUUUUAUGGGCCGCGUCGACACAGCUGUCCAAGCUCUCCACAGAACCUUCGCCAAUCCUCCUCAGAGGAAGAAGCGCGACGUCCCUGCUAGUUGUUAUAUGACCAGCGCAGCUACUGGUACCGGUUCCGCAACAAGUUCGGUCCCUGUUAGCAUCACCCCCGCGCCCACGCCUUCAGGCGAACUUCACAAUGAAGAUCCUGACCAGGGGAUUAACCAAGCGUUCUGCCUGUGCGACAAGUGUGGACUAGUCGCCGGCUGUACCCCAACCGCAGCUCCAUCCCCUACGAUCGCCGCAUGGGUAGGCAAUCUGUCUACCAUCGACAUUGGAAAUGCCGAAGACGGAAACGGCGGCAAGGAUCUCGCUACUGAGAUGUUCGGCAAGCUCAAAGCCAUGUGCAGUGGUUCGACCUGCAAAGGGGAUCAUGCUGAGAUGGACAACGUGGAAGCGGCUAUUGCUGAUGGCGAGGAGCCUCUUAAGCCUGCAAUGUAUCUCCAAGAUGCCACAUUCACCAGCCAAGCCGUCUUGGAAAAGAUGCUGUCUGUCGGCAUCUCUUCUUGGGUCUCAGCUCUCAAUGAUCCGACCUUGAAGCUUUGCAAAAAUGUCACAUAUGAGGCCGAUGCAGAUGAGACGGGAUUGGGCUGUGGUAAAGGGCCUAUUCCAACGAGCCGCCUCCGAAGAAAGGUCCGCCGUGAUGAUGGCGCAGUCCUUUGGGAGCGAGGAGGGCUCGUAGCGGAGCAGAGCAGGCUUGCACAGCGCUGUCUCGAUAACUGCGAUCGUCCUGUGGUCUGCCACUACGAGGCACGGAUGUGUAGUGCGCCCAACGAAAUCACCGUCGUCAUGGCUGGUGCCGGGGAUCCAUACGCAAACCGCCUGAACAUUGGGGUCACGCUCGAUGCAAGUGGGCACGGUUUCUUAUGCGAAGAAAUCACUGCCGCAUUAACGGCUGCCGUGGUGCUUCUUGCGCCUGAGUUGCUCGGGGUCGACGCGCUGGAAGGGGUUGAGCUCGAAGCCGUCUGCGGUAUCAUUCAUGAUCCUUCAUCUAUCAUCGAUAACCUGAAGGAGCCACUAAAGGUGUCUCGUCGAGCACCAAAGGCCGUACCAGCUUAG
Messenger RNA from Venustampulla echinocandica, 2253 nucleotides. RefSeq lists its product as uncharacterized. Lineage: Eukaryota; Fungi; Ascomycota; Leotiomycetes; Helotiales; Pleuroascaceae. The record is from RefSeq and is a predicted model, not a curated record. The transcript has 8 exons. Bases 1 to 2253 code for a protein of 750 amino acids.